Hirundo rustica (Barn swallow) is the source of this 1679-nucleotide messenger RNA. Its product is annotated as intestinal-type alkaline phosphatase-like. Gene Ontology annotation, molecular function: alkaline phosphatase activity. Gene Ontology annotation, biological process: dephosphorylation. Gene Ontology annotation, cellular component: plasma membrane. The record is from RefSeq and is a predicted model, not a curated record. The coding region runs from base 1 to 1554 and encodes 517 amino acids. NCBI's taxonomy places the organism in Eukaryota, Metazoa, Chordata, Aves, Passeriformes, Hirundinidae. The transcript has 11 exons.
AUGCAGCUCCUGGCAUCCCUCACCCUCUGCCUCUGCACAGGGUUCAGCACCGCUGUCAUCCCAGCGGAGGAAGAGAAUCCAUCCUUCUGGAACAAGCAGGCAGCUGCAGCCAUUGAAGCCUCCUUCAAAAUCCAGCCCAGGAUACGCCAAGCCAAAAACCUCAUCCUUUUCCUUGGGGACGGAUUCGGGAUCCCCACCAUCACAGCCACCCGCAUCCUAAAGGGGCAGCAACAGGGGAAGCUGGGCCCCGAGACCCCUCUUGCCCUGGAUGCUUUCCCCUACGUGGCUCUCUCUAAGACCUACAAUGUGGACAGGCAGGUCCCUGACAGCGCGGGGACAGCCACAGCCUAUCUCUGCGGGGUGAAGGGCAACUACCAGACCGUGGGGUUGAGCGCGGCCGCCCGCCACUCGCAGUGCCACACCACGGCCGGCAACGAGGUGAUCUCAGUGCUGGAGCGAGCCCGCAAAGCUGGGAAGGCGGUGGGCAUCGUGACCACGACGCGGGUGCAGCACGCGUCACCCUCGGGGACCUACGCGCACGUGGUGAACCGGGAGUGGUACGCGGACGCCAGCAUGCCCCAGGACGCGCGGCAGCAGGGCUGCAAGGACAUCGCCUGGCAGCUGGUCCACAACGUCGACAUCAACGUGAUCCUGGGUGGUGGUCGGAAAUACAUGACCCCUAAGGAGACGCCGGACCCCGAGUACCCCAACGACAGAUCGCAGAAUGGGAUCCGCGAGGAUGGGAAGAACCUCAUCGACACGUGGCUGCAGGCGCGGCCGGGUGCCCGCUACGUCUGGAACAGGACAGAGAUGCUGGCUGCUGCCGCCGACCCCAGCGUGAAUUAUUUGAUGGGUCUCUUUGAGCCCGGGGACACGAAGUACAACCUGGUGCGUAACACCACCCUGGACCCGUCGCUCACCGAGAUGAUGGAGGCCGCCAUCACCAUCCUGAACAGGAACCCCAAAGGCUUCUACCUCUUUGUGGAAGGUGGCAGAAUCGACCACGGCCACCACGAUGGAGCAGCCCACAAGGCACUGACGGAGGCGGUGGAGUUCGACCAGGCCAUCGAGCGGGCGGGUGUCCUGACAGACGAGGCUGAGACCCUCACUGUCGUCACCGCUGACCACUCGCACGUCUUCUCCUUUGGUGGCUACACCCUGCGCGGCUCCUCCAUCUUCGAUGUGGCACCCAAGACAGCCAUUGACAAGAAGAACUACACAUCCAUCCUCUAUGGGAAUGGGCCGGGAUACCCAGGCUCGGACAGGCCCAACAUGGACUCAAAAACAGCCAUGCAGUUCGAUUACCGGGCACAGGCGGCUGUGCCCCUCAGCUCGGAGACCCAUGGCGGUGAGGAUGUGGCCAUCCUGGCCAAGGGCCCCAUGGCCCACCUCUUCCACGGGGUGCAGGAGCAGACCUAUGUAGCCCACGUCAUGGCCUACGCCGCCUGCAUCGAGCCCUACACUGACUGCCGCCAACGGGACUCUGCCCCCGGCAUCCGCGCCACGCCCCUGGCCCUGCUCCUGCCUGCCCUCCUUCUGCGCCUCUUCCACUGAGCCCACGGCCCGAGGGCACCCCACAGGACACACUCCUCUUCCUCCCCACAGUGCGGUGCCUGCAGGCAGAGGACAUCUUUCUGAAGCAUCCCUGGUCUGGAUGCAGCAGCCACGGGGACACCGAA